This is a messenger RNA of Cylas formicarius (sweet potato weevil), 1552 nucleotides long. RefSeq lists its product as uncharacterized. The transcript is spliced from 7 exons. The coding region runs from base 124 to 1398 and encodes 424 amino acids. The record is from RefSeq and is a predicted model, not a curated record. Lineage: Eukaryota; Metazoa; Arthropoda; Insecta; Coleoptera; Brentidae.
UUUCCAAGAGCCGAGUCGGCGACUGCGUUAUACAGAGAUUGUUUUUCAUUCCAAUUAAACUCGAAAUUGUUGCCUGAUCUGAAAAAUAACAUUUUAGAUGAUUGUUAAAUCCAAAAAUUAUGAAUGAAGGGUAAUUCAAUAAAACUCUCGAUAAUCACUCUGUUGAUGUUGUCCUUAAUACCAUGGCCUGGGCCAACAAUAUUCAAAAUAUCUUGCCCGAGAGAUAGGGCUAGAAUAGUAAGAAAAGUUGUCCAGGCUAAGUGGAUUCCCAUUCUCGCCAAAUAUAAGUUGCAUUUACCGUUAGAAUGUCCUUUUCACCAUCAAAGGGAUAUUUUUGGACCGCAACAGCUCGCUAAAAAACAACACAGGCCUUCACAAUGGACUUGCGGAUUCUGUGGGAAAUCAUUUUUCGAGGAAAGAUAUUUGGACAUGCAUUUUGACAUUCGACACAAAACCCACAUAAAUAUGGCAGAGGAUGCAGUAUGUCUAGCAGAUUACUGUGAUAUAAUGCGUUGUGAGGUAUUGAACACUCAAGAUCUCAGAACAAUCUUGGACCACAAGAAUACCGACGUAGAAAUUUGGCACAAAACUACAUUACACUCCAAAGCGCUUAUUUCACCUGGAUCUCGGGAUGUGGCAAAUUACGACAUCAAAUCUGAAUCUUUUAAAUAUUUACAAAAGAAAAAUGAUCUACUUAAUGGAAAGCAGCAGUGUCAGAGGAGUAAGAAUGUUGCAAGAAACAAUGAAAGCAACUUAAAUGAAAACGACAAAUUAAAACAUGGCAAGGAAGCGAAUAACGUGUGCCGAAUGGAUCUCGUCGAUUCAGCACUUCCGGCGCCGGACGGCAACCAUCAACGCAUUGAUAAUUGGCAAAAAAAGCUGAAAGCGGAUUGCAAACCCGAGGAGCUGCAGAAAAUCAAAACCAAGUGCGAAAUCUUGGUACGCCAUUGCAUAGCCAAUCUGUUGAUUCAUUUGUCCUUUAAAGACUUUCAAGAGGUCGAAGAUGAUUUCAACCGAGCCGUGUGUUGGUACUUGACUUGCGAUCGUUACUGGGAAGAUUCCCAGACAGACAUCCGGAGCUUUCCCUGGGGACUGGUUUGCAUGAUCAUUAUGGUUUUAUCUUUGGGAAUUUGUUUGUGCUAUUACAUAGUAUGGGUGUUGUUUGAUAUUUCUAGUACUGACGACAUAAGCGUAACCAGUACCAGCCUUACAGACAGGUCAACUCCGUCACCGACGCACCUUCAUGGGCAGAAUUUGGGCGCUACAGAUGGGCACCAUAUAUUUACGGAAGAUUUUAUUACAUCAGACAAAGAUAACGAAUAUAUUUAUGUGACCUACCCGCCAGAAUUAAAAAGAAGAUUGUUAGAAAGUUGCUACAACAGAACUACCCGUUUGUAAACUCAGAAGCAUAUUUCAACGGUCUCGUCGAACGAAGUUUAACAGAACGGUAGAAUCAAUAAUUAAAUUCAAUUUCAAUUCAAUUAAAUUUAUUUUUCGAAUUAUUUUUCAAUUUGACUGUUUUUUGUUAUAAAAAUAAAACUUGUGCCAUGAA